AAUUUCUACCCGAACACCCGCUUUGUAAGACUAAUUUCGAUUCAUUUUGAAGGGAUUGCCUCUUUUGUCCUGAUUAGCCGAACUAUUUUUGUUUACAAAAAGGUGGUCAAUGAAGUGAGUUUUCAUAGGUUGUCAUUUCUGUCAUAAACAUAAACGUGGCUUAUAAAAUUACACUUUAGAAAAAAAACAUAAAACAUGAUGCAAGUGGUAUGGAACUGUGGUCUUGUUUUUGUCGCUUUGGCCUGUACCGUCAAAGGGUCAGUGAAAAAAGGAGUUGUACAUUGGGCUGACAGCUAUGAAUGCGAUGAUUUUAAAGUUUUAGACAACAUUAAUUGGUGGUAUGACUUCAGAAUGAAUCUUGACUAUUUCCACAAGAACGACAUUUGUACAUCCAGCGUUGAUACUUAUUUGUAUAACUAUGUCCCCAUGGUUUGGGGAUAUUGGAGAGAUACUGUGAUUAACCUUCCGGACGAGUCACAACAGUUUGUCCUUGGUUUCAAUGAGCCAAAUCACAAGAAACAAUCAAAUAUGUCACCUGAGAAAGCUGCUGCUGCGUGGAAAGAAGUUGAAAAGAAUUCUGAUGGAAGAAAGCUUGUGAGCCCUUCAGCUGCCCCUUGCGGUUAUGAGUGUAAUGUCAACGACUUUGAAUGGUUCGAUAAGUUUUUCGAGCUUUGCAAAGAUUGUAGAGUGGAUUACCUAGCGGCACACACGUAUUGGUGUGACCCUGGUAAAGUGAUGAAUUACUUGUGGCAACUCUUCAAAAGAUACAAUCGAAAGAUUUGGCUCACUGAGUUUGCUUGUGGCCAAACAACAUAUGAGAUGGAACAAUUAGAUUUUAUGGAACAAAUACUACCAGCGCUGGAGGACGCCGAUUUUGUUUUCAGAUAUUCCUGGUAUUCAGCAAGAAUAAAGACGUCUGGAUUUGUUACCACAUCUGCAAGUCUAUUAAAACCCGACCGUUCAGAACUUACCACUUUGGGACGUUUCUACAACGAUUUUCAAGGAUCGUCAAGCGAGAUUUCUACUUCUCCAGAGCCACAGAUUACCACAGCAGCCGAUGUAAAUGUGGUAGGCAGGGAUGAAACGCUCCUUAUAUUAAAAUCUUUCACUUCAAACCCAACCAAAUGGGGGAAGAUUCUCAAUUUUAUGAAGAAAAACUCAUAUACGCUGUCAGAUGCUGUACAAGAUGUAUACGGGACUUCGUCAAAAAGAGACAUAAAAGAGCGGAUUAAAAACCGGUUCAUCGAGGUGUUGUGUACCAAUGUUGAAGAUUUGCAGGACACGGAUGUGAGGUUCCUAGUUGAGAAGAUUAAAGAUAUGCCUCUAGAAGGGAAGAAAGGUAAAGGUAAAACAAAUGCGGGAGAGCUACGCGUUCCAAAAUGCUGAAGAACAGAGUGCAAUUUGUACCUAUUUCAUGUUUUAUUCCAAUGAGGCAAUGUUGUACAAUUGUAGUAAAUAAAACUUAUUAAUAGCUUUCACCCUCAUUACUUUGAACGUUGAAGUCAUACCUUUUCCACUGAAAUUAUGUGUUAGAGAUAGGCAAACGAUUUCUGGCAAAUUUGAGUGAGAUAUUUUGGACAAAAGUUGGAAAGUGUUUCUUCCAGCGUACUGUAUUCUGACCCUUUGCCGGACAGGACCAUGUGCCGGAAAUUUUUUUCUUUUUUCAUGUUUGAUAGAAUGCAUUUGGUUAUAAAAUGUCUUUUUAAGGACAACUUUUAGAGAAAUAUACAG
This is a messenger RNA of Ruditapes philippinarum (Manila clam), 1731 nucleotides long. RefSeq lists its product as uncharacterized. The coding region runs from base 196 to 1386 and encodes 396 amino acids. The transcript is spliced from 5 exons. The record is from RefSeq and is a predicted model, not a curated record. Lineage: Eukaryota; Metazoa; Mollusca; Bivalvia; Venerida; Veneridae.